Messenger RNA from Acanthoscelides obtectus, 443 nucleotides. The record is from the annotation of a GenBank genome assembly. Lineage: Eukaryota; Metazoa; Arthropoda; Insecta; Coleoptera; Chrysomelidae.
AUCCAAUAAUGGAUAGAAGUGAGGGCAAAGUGCAUUGGGUGCAAACCUUAAAAGAAUUUCUCAAGGAGAGCAGAUUAGCUACAACUCAGGUUGAACGUCCUAAAAGAGGAAAAAAAAUAAAAGUGGCACCGGGAAAGGCUAUAAGUGCGAAAUAUUUUGAAGAAAGCAGUGACAACUCUGAACCUGAAUAUAUGGAGCUAUCGAAUGGUGGCUGUGAACAAGAAGCAGCUAAAAAUCCCAGCAAUGAGGAAUUAAGAGAAGAGGGAAAUUUCAGUGAUGAACUCGAAGCUGAUCUACAUAAUCAGAUCAAUUUCGAUUGUAUCCAACCAGGCAAUUUUUUGUUAGUGAAGUGUGCGUGCCCAAAUAAUAUACUAAGUGACAUAGAAAUCCGAACACCCAGUUUAAAUGGUUUUAUUUUAAUAAAAUUUUGUAUAAGUAUUUAA